This is a messenger RNA of Salvia hispanica, 1724 nucleotides long. RefSeq names its product cytochrome P450 71AU50-like. Gene Ontology annotation, molecular function: oxidoreductase activity, acting on paired donors, with incorporation or reduction of molecular oxygen; iron ion binding; heme binding. NCBI's taxonomy places the organism in Eukaryota, Viridiplantae, Streptophyta, Magnoliopsida, Lamiales, Lamiaceae. The record is from RefSeq and is a predicted model, not a curated record.
CUUAUAAAGAAGCUUUCACCUAUAUAUACAGGUACAAUUUUCACCUUCAAAACAACAAAUUCCCCAGCCAAAUGGAUAGUUCUUGGAUUCUUUUUGCCUUACUAUAUGCAGUUGUAAUAGCCUUUGCCUCAAAACUAUUCCGAACCAAACCAAACCGGAAAAUCCCACCAGGUCCAAAACCAUGGCCUAUAAUAGGAAACUUGAACCUUAUUGGUCCGAUCCCACAUCAAUCCUUUCACCACUUAUCCCGAAAAUAUGGCGACAUUAUGCAGCUCAAGUUCGGAAAAUAUCCAGUCGUGGUUGCAUCAUCACCCGAGAUGGCCAAACAGUUCCUGAGGGUGCAUGAUGCGAGCUUCGCCUCCAGACCCCCACUUGCAGCUGGCAAAUAUACCAGCUACAACUACAGGGACCUAGUAUGGGCCCCACAUGGCCCAUACUGGCGCCAGACUCGGAGGAUUUACUCGUAUGAGGUCUUCAAGAAUAAGAAGCUCGAGCUCUAUGAGCAAGUACGUGUUGCUGAGAGGCAAUAUUUCUAUUCAAGCAUACGGGCCCUGGCUGGUAAGCCUGUCGUGCUGAAAGACCACCUGUCGCGCUAUAGUUUGACAACUACAUGGAAGAUGCUAUCAAGAGAUGAGUAUUUUAGUGAGGGAAAUUCUGUCUUAAAUAUAGAUGAAUUGCACAAGAUGGUUGAUGAGUGGUUUUUGCUUUCUGGAGUUUUUAACAUUGGAGAUUGGAUUCCAUGGCUGAGUCCAUUUGAUUUGCAAGGAUAUGUCAAGAAAAUGAAGGCCUUGAACAAGAAAAUGGAUAAGUUUUACAACUAUGUGAUUGAUGAUCAUUUAGCUAGAAGAGUUGAGGAGAAAGACGAAAUUGCCCCUAUGGAUUUUGUUGAUACUCUGUUGCAAAUAACAAAGGAUGGCAAUAAGGUUGAAGUUGAGCUCACAAGGGAUUGUGUCAAGGCAUUGAUACAGAAUUUGAUAGUGGGAUCCAUGGAUACAUCUGCCACAACGAUCGAAUGGGCUAUACAUGAAAUUCUUAGACAACCACGUAUAAUUGAGAAGGCGAAAGCAGAGUUGGACAAAGUGAUUGGAAGAGAGAGAUGGGUGGAAGAAGAUGACAUCUCUCAAUUACCCUAUUUGGAUGCCAUUGUGACGGAGACAUUCCGGCUUCACGCAGUGGGCACAAUGUUAGCCCCCCAUUACGCGAUGCAAGACUGUAACGUUGCAGGCUACGACAUAUUAAAGGGGACUACUGUUUUUGUCAACGUGUGGAGCAUAGGUAGGGACCCCAAGGCGUGGGACUCCCCAGAUGAGUUCCUUCCCGAGAGAUUUAUAGGGAAGGAAACUGAUGCGUUUGGGAGCAACUUCGCAUUGCUCCCCUUUGGCUCGGGUAGGCGGGUAUGCCCUGGAAUUAACCUCGGACUUAAGGUCGUUCGAACAAUGCUGGCUAAUUUGUUGCACGGAUUUGACCUAAAAUUGGUCAAUGGCAUGAGGCCUGAAGAUGUGUCUCUCGAAGAGGAGUACGGACUCAGCACACAUCCUAAACAUCGACUUUCCCUACUCAUGGAACCUACUUUGCCAUUGCGUCUUUAUUGAAUUAUAUGUUAUUUCUCAAUGAGUGUACUAAAUGGUAUAGUUGGUAGAAUGAAUGAGUUUGUAAUUAAUUUAUAAAAUUUAAUAUGUGCUAGCAAAUCUUUAUAUAUUUCAUGAGUUAAAAUGCGUGAUUUA